Venturia canescens is the source of this 11574-nucleotide messenger RNA. Its product is annotated as mucin-17-like. The transcript is spliced from 16 exons. The coding region runs from base 262 to 9636 and encodes 3124 amino acids. NCBI's taxonomy places the organism in Eukaryota, Metazoa, Arthropoda, Insecta, Hymenoptera, Ichneumonidae. The record is from RefSeq and is a predicted model, not a curated record.
AAAUUUCAUUGUUUUCUGAUGAAAACUAUUUAUUUUUUUUUUCAAGCCAUAAUCAGUUAAUUUUUUCAGCACACUCGGUCACUCUGCUCUCCGUUGAGUGACGAUUCCAUCAGCAAUAAAAUUUCUCGGCUGCUUCGUCGGGAGGAGUCGCUACAUCUGGACCGACCGAAUUGUCGUCUGGCUUUUACGUCAAUCCAACAGAAAUGAAGAAAUCGUGGGCAGUAAUGACUCCGGAAGUUGGCACCGAGGAGGGUCCCCAGAAUGGCGAGGAGGUUUCAGUGCUUUUCGGUGGUCCUGCUCCUGGCGCUGCUCUCCGUUGGAGCGACCGGCCUCCGAGGACCUUCCAGCCAAGUGGAAGGUCACGAGGCGAGGACGCCAUCGAGAAAUCGCGGAGGGUCCCGUUUCAAUUCGAAGGUUAGCGAAGGGCUCGAGACGAGCACCGCGUCGUUCUCUUCGUCGAGCCCACGCUCACUCGGCCGGACACGUAAUGCCAGAAGAGGAAGUUUGUCCAGAAACGAGGGCACUCCAAACCACGAAACAAGCGAAACCAGCACCUCCAGAAGUUCUCGCCUCGAUCAUGAUAUCAAAUUAUCAGCUGGCAACGCUCGAAAAUCCACUCAGUCCCCUUCACCUUCUUCGAGUUCCGACAGGAGGCGAUUAUCAGCGAACUCCAGAAAAAAUCCGUCCACGAGCCCGCGAAGCGACGUGAACGUUGAUGCUGCGGCUGAAGAGAAAAGAGCAGGAAAGACCGAGACUGAAAGUGGUACGAACGGCCAUAAGGACGUUAAAAUCGAACCACGAAGAGCUUCGUUGUUUCGAACCAGAAAUGCCUCUUCGAGAAAAGAUGCCAUUGAACCGACGAUUGCCUCGAACAGCGAAGAUUUGAGCAAUCGUAAGAUCGAUCUCACCGGGCCCUCCGUGUUUUCCGGAACAACGGAAAUCCCAAGGUCGAGAACAGGCCGAAAGAUACAAACGACCCUUUCUUCCAGGGAUCUUCGCAGCGGAUUACCAACUUCCGGCAGGUUUGCCACGUUGAAAGAAAGCCCUCGGAAGCAUGCCACGAAGGAUGAGCCACUGUCAUCCUUGCCCAGUCAUUCCACCACAUUUCAAAGACGUUCAGAUGAUUCUCCAACGAAAAAAGACAUCGUCUCCGCCGCAUCGGAAAGUGUCAGUUUCGACAUUCCACUGGAGAAGGAAUUUAAACCAGAAAAAUUAGACUCGCCCUCAUCGAAAGUGAACUCUUUGGACCGAGGUCGCAGGAGCAGGGUUCGAUCUCGUUCCGACGACGACAAAUUUUCGGAGGCCACAACACCAACAUCCAAAUCUGCGGGGAGAGGGUCGUCGCGGUUUUCCGAGCUCGAGCAAGCGGACAACGUUCCCGAGAAGAAAACCGAAUCCCGCAAAGAGCUCCAGCGCUCCAGGGCUUCCGAGACAAAGUUACGAAACCCUGAGAAAAAGGACGCCAGAAAACGUGGGAGAAGUCGAGAAUCGAAUUCGAGCAGGUCUCAAGCAGUCUUGGGACGAGCCGAGAGCGAAGGCCGCAAGUCCCCAACUGCAGGCAGCCCCGAGGGGCGGAGUAGAGUCCGUGUAGCCAAGAAACCGGCUCCUCUCGACAAAACGACGGAACCGGAGAAGCGAGCAAGAUCCAGAGGAAAAGUGACGUCGAGUGAGACGUCGGGGAAUCCCGCAACGACGACGAGGAACCAGGAAGAGCCGAGCGUGCUCGCGACUGCCGAAACUACGAUAUCCUCCAGCCGCGUGACUUCUUCAUUGCCUGCAAGUUCCACCACUCCGAGGCCUUCGAGACAUCGAGAAAAAACCGACACCACGACCGCGGCACAGAGUAGAACUCGCGGAAGAGCGUCCGCGGCUUCUACAACGCUCAGCCCGCCUCAGAAGGAGGAUUUUUUCAAUCACGGCCUCGGCUUCCGCGGCAGAAAAAUUGCCACCGAAGCUCCCCAAGCUACGUCUGCGCCAGGUCCUCAAAACAGCACUUCCAGCACGCCAUCACCUCUCCGAGGAAACCCGGGCUGGACUCUAAAACGAAGACCCGCGUACUUCGAUGACGAUCUGGCGACAACGUCAACGGUCCCGGUGACCAGUACGACAGCUCAAAGUCCACCGACUGCCAUCAGCAAUGAAAUCCCUACGUCGAACGACGUGGCCAAAUCAAUGGCUUCGAGCGCAAUCGAAGCCACGACCAAAUCCCAGGGGUUCAGACGGCCCGGCAAUGCCUCCGGAAAGGGUUCCAGGGGCUCGAAGACCUUCCCGAAGACAUCCGAAGGCAAGAAGUCUCACGGGGAACUCGAAGAAAGCGAUAAUUAUCCUGCAGACUUCAAAGCACGUCUCGCGCAGUUGAAAAAUACGAACUCCAAAGAGGCGACUGUACGACCAGGGGAAUAUUCGGAUAAAUAUACGACUCGGCAAACGCGUUCGACGUCCGUAUCUUCGGAGUUCAAAAUCCUCGAUGAGAACGUCGAGGAGUCAACCUCGGAGCGUCCUUUUACAGAGGUUACUUCCGCUAUUUCCGUAUCUACUACAAAUCUUCCGGGCCCACCCAUCAACGAAACGACGAACUCCUGGAUCACUACGAUCGAACCGGAACACUCGAAGAAGACCAUCGAUCCCCAAUACCUUGCGAAAUCGAGACAGAAGCUGGAAAGUGCUACGAAACUCGUAGUUAAACAUGAAUCGAGGAACGAUCAUAGUGCCUCGUCGGUUUCCAAUGCUAAGAAACCCGAUACCACGGGAAGAUCGCCGGGCGUGACAACAGCCGCGAAAAUCAUCGAGGAGAAAAAGACUUCAACGAAAGUGUCGAAAAGAUUGAAGUCGGUAGAGAUAUCGAAAGACGCGAAAGACGAGAGGAAGCUCGGCAGGGUGAACAAGCCUCGGAAACUCGAGGACAAGGAGGAAACGACGAAGUUCAGUGAAAACGAGGGCGACAACGAUCUGAUCGAAACGACGACAACCCCUCGCUCAACUCUUCGUUCAGAUACGAAAAAAGAAGAGGCCCCGACGACGAAGACUCCAGCGACAAGAGUUCCGAUCCUGUCCCGUCGAGCGAAGGAGCUUCCCCGAGAGAAUAUUUCCACGACAACGAGAAGGCCGAGAGCCUGGAUCUCGGCCCACACAGACAAAAACUUUCAGGAGCCUCCUCGAGCGAAAAGCACCGAAGAAUCGUCGACGAGACGUCCCGUGAGUUCUUCGACGACGACGAAGAAAUCGCGGGCUUGGAAUUCCGCGUACAUCGACAGGAAUUGGCAAGAGCCGACACGAAAACCGGCAGCGGGAGCUUCCACAAGAAAAGCGCCGACUAGACCACCAGCUUCGGAGUCUUCGGUGAGCGCAUCAUCGACAACUGAGAAAUCCUCGACGAACGAUUCAUCCGGUAAUCGUUACACGAGAAAAAAGUCUGGCGGGUUCAAGCAAUUCGAAGCGGCGCCUGGGCUCGGUACGACCGAAAAGUCCGUGCAGCCGGUUAGACGCCGCGAGUUUCGUCCUAGAACCGCAACCUACCGACGACACUCGGAAUCACCAAAAGUGGUGAUAGUGAAUGCAGUACCAGCCGAGAAGUCAUCCUCGAUUGGCAGCGUAGCGAUCACGCCGAAAGCGCCGUUGAAAUUCCAUUCGAUAGUGAGGGAAUCGGCCCCGAGUUCGCCUCAGAGUCCGGCAAGGCAGGAACCGACACUCAAUGUCCAAAUCUCGAACGAGACUCAGCCGGCGAACGCGAGUAGCGUGGCAUCCGGUAUCGUAGGAAGCAGCAACGGCGACAGUGGCCAAUCGGGCAGUAACAUAUUCAGCCCAACGAGAACAACGUUUCUUUUGAACAGUAACGCAACUUUCCUCGAACAGCUUAGGAGCACGGUAGCGCCUCUUCUUGGUGCCCUGGGCAAUAGAACUCCCAUUUUCGCUGGAGCCUACAGAGACGUCCAAAAUUCGGAUUCAGAAAAACGGAUCACACCGAGCGGUUCACCGCCGCGGUUUAGCGCUCGUUACAAAGGUGCUGAGUUGUUUGUAAGAAAGCCAAACGUCCUUGAACCAGCUGGACCUUUUCUCACAAGCUCGACCACACCGUUCACGCCAACUGAAAAUUCAGGCUCGGCACCACCUAUCUCGAUCGAGAGCCCCGGCGAACCUAACGUGCUAACCUUCUACCAUGCCCUGGAAACGGCCAGCAUAAGUAAUGAACUUGACCAGACUGACGGACAACAACAACCAUUUGGCAGAAUAUCCCAGGUAGCCCAGACCCAAAACGCAACAGCCAUUGACUCCGUCGACACGACUAACGCUAACAAUGACACUGCCACUACAACAACUCCACCUAGCCCUCCGUCAACCAAUGAGACAAACUUAGAAUCAGUAACAAUGGAUGAUAGCUCCGUUAUAACGAUAGAGACCACCCAAAACUCAGACCCUCUUACUGUUGGAGACACUGCGACCCAAGGCCCGGAAACCACUGCGGCUGUACCCGAAACCACUGUUCUUACCUCCACCGAAGCGCCUACUGUUAAUCCGGAGGAGCUCACAAGUAUGACUUUUGCUCCUGACAGUGAAAAUGAUCUCUUGAGUACCGAUGCAACCUCGACCUCAGAGCCACCCCUAGCGACGACCUUAGAGUCUACCGAAGCCCCGAUACCAACUGUCCCGUCAACCGAAAUUCCCGUUAUGUCAGAAAUUCCAGUCACGGUAGCUCCGACAACUUACACAACUGGGGAAACAACGGUCAUUGCAGAAUCUAAUACUGAAAGCAUUACGAUUUCUCAAGAUACAACAAAUUCGUCAUUUCUUGGUCGGAUAGUUUAUUCGGAAGAUGUCGAAAAUGUGACCGUUUCUGACGACGAGUCAACGACACCAACGCCGGUGGCCGAAAUUGAUUUGGAAUCUGGAAUGAGCACAAGAAAUAUGCCCGAUACAACUACACCCCCUGAUGUCACCUCUUUAAAUGUCACGAUGGGCUCUCAGUCGAGUUCAGAAGUGCCGAAUCUUGGACGAAUAGUUUAUUCCGAAGACGUUGAAAAUGCCACGGUUCUUUCGAAAUCUGUAGACGAAACCACGACAGUAUUUUCGACAACCGAGCCCAGUGCAGAUUCCAUUACAAGUACUGUUAAUGCGAUCGAUUCCACUACAUUCACUGACGUCACUAAUUCAAAUCCAGACACGGAGACGGUAUUCCCGUCAAGCACAGAAGCACCAACUACGACAAUGAUCACUGCGAUAGCGAGCACAACUCCUGAGGCCCAAGAAACGACGACCGUCCUUGAAAUUAGCACCCCCGAAGCUUCGAACAUCAGUGGGACCGAAUCUAAUCUUGAAAUCUCCGUGGAAACGGAAACCGCAGUGCCUGAAACUACGACCAUUGUGAUGAUGACCGAAACGAUUACGAUCGCUGAGCAAACUUCACCCGAGCCUACCGACCUGCCAUCGACGCUGCCCACUUCCUCGGAAAGUCCAAUGGAAGAAACGACAAUGCUCGUCUCAACGAGUGCAGACGUCACCAGUAACGUGGGGUCUCUAGAAAUCGUGGCACAGUUAACAGAUUCGAAUGCAACAGAAAUCACUACAACUGCGUCCGAUGAAUCUGGAACAACGGAAACGUCAACGUUCAUUACCACUUAUGAGGGUAGCGUGAAUAAUGGCACUAAUUCUGAAAGCCCAGUCGAGAACGGUGAUUCUCUCAUGCGUGAUCGAACCAUCGUAGAUAUGAUAGGCGCUCAAUUAGCUAACACGACAGAUACUUCAAGGCCAUUUGGCAACAGUUUGCUGUCGCGUAUGAUGUUAAGGCUCAUGAAUAUACUAUCCGAUUCAACCGACCAAACGGAUUCCGCCCUUAAUAGCAUUGCUCAGGGUCCUGAGGGAGCGAGCACCCGCAGUACUCCGACUGCGAAUACCACUGAAUCAACAAGCCCUCCUAGCGUAGACGAGGUACCCCAACUUUUAGGUGGUUUCCUUGAUAACACAGACAAUAAAAAUGAUACGAACGAUGUCGCUUUGACUCGAGGUAGCGGAAGCGAAAGCAUUGAAAAUAGCAGCAUCACAGAAAUCGAGUCGAGCCAGCCCGCAACGACGACACCGAUGGUUAUAAAACAAACAACGUUGAGUUCCGAAGUAACAAGUACACAAGUAACAACGCUGACAAUUAUACCAACAACACAAAUGCGUUCGAAUGCUUUGGAAGAAACGACACUAACACCAUCGAGUACAACAAAUGGCUCGACGAACCCAACUCCCCAAGAAGGUUUAACGUCGAGCCCGGCCGGCGAUGUUACUAACGUCACAACUAAUCAGCCCUCGGAGACAACACUAACCACAGAAAGCACCGUAGAACAGUUGGACUCUAAAGUAGAAAAUGAUCCGAGCCAGUCGAGUCUAAUGGCUGUCGGAGACUUAGAAAAUAUGACAGUAACAACCGGCGAUCCCGGAGUAACCACUAACAACAUUCCAGAAACGUCAACAACAAUGUCUCAAACAAACCCGAGCCUCACGAACGAAAUUCCUAAUUCGCUUGCCGGUUUCCAGGACACAACAACAGCAACCGCCCAAAGGACGGCAGGUGACAACGAGCAAGCGAACACAUUGCCUACCCAAACAAGCACUCCCCAGACAUCCACCACUCCCAACCCUCCCUCAACAACUACCGAAUUUUCCACGACUACCGAAACAACCACCGUUCUUCCAAUGACGACAGUCCCCGAAGUCAUUAGCCGCGACGACGGGGCGACGACAAACGCACCAUCCCAACCAGAGACAAUGCCGACGCCAGCUACCACUGCUGUUCCGUUGGAAACGACUGUUCAGACAACUUCUGAACCCGUUACCGAGACGACCAGCACGAGCCCAACCGGACCCAUAACGAGUUCGGAAAAUCCAAUGACGAGCACCCAAUCGAGCACGGAGACCCCUCAAACCAGCACGACCACGACGCCUGCCAAUGGUACAAGCACCGCGAUGAGUCCUUCCACGACGAGUGCGAAUCCGAGUGCGUCGACGACGCCCCCGAGUGUCGCGACCACCCCGUACCUCGGUCGGUUCGGCACCUCCAGAAUGACCCCGGCCCCUCGUUUCAGCGUGAGUUCUUCGACGAAAACACCGCUCCGGGACUACCUGGUCUACGGCAUAUUCCCCAAUAAGACGAUCGUCCGGAAACGCCCCGAGGACAAUCUCAUCGACGCUCGAAACGUGGACAGCCCCUACGUCAUUUUUGGCAUAUUUCCGGAUGGCAAACUCGUCCGGAAGUUUCCAAAUGGAACGAAUGAUUUCUUGCUCAACGGAGGAUCGUCGAAUGCGAAAUCGUCAAGUUUCGGAGGAUUAACGACAACGCCACCGGUAGGACCACCAGCAAUCGUAACACCAUCGGAUGUCAAUCCUCAGGGUGGUCGUAUUAUUCAGGAAAGAGAGAAGGACGAGGCGAGCAGAAGCCGAGAGGCCGGAGGUCAACGUAGCACCGUGUACAUUGGACAGGAGAAGUUCAUCAACUACUGGAGCGGUGGCAACACGGCGAACAAUAAUUCGAGGCUCGUUAGCGUCAAAAUCAACUCGGUGGCCAGCUCGUUAAACGAAGGCGCAGCAUCCAACGCCGCUUCUCGACAACAAACGUCCUUCGACAUCCUGCCCAGUAGUCAAACCGAUGGCGGUCAAGUUACUGCUCCACCAGGCUUCCCGUGGAAGGAUCCACUCGAUCAAAUCUUUGGUAUCACCACCGAAUCACCGGUCAUCACAGCUUCUGUAGCUUCUAACACGCUAUUGGAGGACUCGAAUCCCUCGAGAUCCCCGAUUAUGUCAGCUCCCAUAAAUCCCCUCGUGGAGGUCUUCAGUGGCUCGUCGGUUACAUCGGGAUCCAGGCUCUCGGACACUUCAAGUACCUCAACCCAGAGUCCCGAUCGAACCAGCACAACGCUGACCCUGACAACCGCGCCAACUACCACGACCAUUGCAACAUCUACGACCACUACAACGACGACGACAACGACUACGACGACGACAACGACUCCAGUUCCCACUACGACAACUCAGGCUCCUACAACGACAAGCACGACGACAACGACACAAGCUCCUACCUCAAGAACAACAACCCUGGCUCCAGUGACGACGGCUUCAACAACAAUUUCAACUCCGACGACUAUCGAUAGUGCCAUUACCAGGGUGACGAACGAACCGGGUCAAACACCCUUUGGGACAACUUUCGAUGACUUGGCUUUCUUAAAUUCUUUGUUGCAACAACCUAACCCGAGAAGCAGCUCGACUCCGAAAACUCUUACAGAAGUGGAAGAAUUACUGGCGAACAAGAUUCUCAGCCUCGCCCUUGGGAAGCCAGGUCCAACGCGAUCACCGAAAGCCAUACAAUCAGCGAAUGCGUCGCCCAACUCGAUAAGCUCGUACACGACGCCGGGCCCUUCGUCGCAGCCGAUAAUAAUCGACCUGCUGCAACCGAGCCAGAGACCCAUAUUCAGAGGUACCGAACAAGUCACUUGGCGUCCAUUUACGACAAGUGCAUCAGCACCGAUAACAACGACGACGACGACAUCGCCACCGCGAACGUUGCCAACGGUGACGACAACCACGACGACGACGGUCAGGUCGACAACGAUUGCGCAACCCAUUGAAACAACCUCGAGCAUUCCAACGACGCCAAAAACGGUCACUACGACUCGAGCACCAGUCGUUAUAACCGCGAAACCGAUUGCCACCUCGCGGCCUCGGAUAACAACGACAACGCAAGCUCCUUUCGGAUUUGGAGCAAAUAUUUUGAAGGCGUUAUUCGGAGGGAAUCCUUUCGCUCCCCCGACGACGCAGAGGCCGGUGCAGGUAACUCAGAGACCGAUCCAAACAACGAGGAAACCGAUUGAAACUACGCUGGCAGCGAUCACAACGAGUGCACCAGAAAAAUUACGCGAGGUUCAUGUGACGCCGCGUCAAGUCGAAACCCUCAAGACCCAAUCAAACACUCCAAACUUCUUGAGCUUAGACCCGAAACCAGCUGGUUCAACGUCUUUACCGAAAACACCAGAUUUCACGAAUGAGAAUGACGCUAAAUUUCUAGCUGCCCUCUUACAAGCCGUGGAUCAAACGAACACGCCAAAAAGCAGCACCACCUCAGCUCCAAAGUCACAGAAUCUCUCGGACGAUGACGAAGCCUUCCUCAGGGCCAUACUCAAUGGUCAAGCCAGUGUCAAGCCAUCGAUGCCUUCCUCACAUUCAGCAGCCAGUGACGCUGCUUUUCUCGCAGCCCUUUUGAAAGCCCAAGGCAUUGAACCUUCGACCCCAGCCAACAGGCUACGAGAACAACUUCAAAUGGGUCAACGAGUCUCGCCACCAACUAAAGCAGCUCCAACGAAUCCACCGAGAACCGUUCCAUCUACCGCGAGAAAGCCCUCCCCCGUCAGAACAAACGUCGUUCAAACCACUUGGUCCCCCAGCUCGACUUAUCCACCUCCGCUGUUCUCUAACUUCCCCGGUUUAGGCUCCGCAUCUCAGGGAUCCAGGGCUCAAAGCAACACUGAGGAGGCGGAUGGCAGUGUUCGUAGUCAAGUCGUCAAUGCAGCGAUUGGCGCGACGAGAGCAUUCAGUCAGUUCCUUGGUGCUGCUAUCACGGGUGCAGCCCAGCAAUUGCAGUCAUUCGUGAGGAAUAGCACAAGUUAAAUAGAUACUACCUGGACAGUGUGAUGUAUCAGCAUUCGAGCAUCUUGGGGAAUACCACUUUGCACUGCACUUUCUUCCUCCUGUCUUUUUUUCUUCGCACGACCCUCCCGGUAUCAUCAAUAUGUAUAUAUCACACGAUGGCACAUCUCGAACGAUUUAUCCACCCAUGAUAAAUUUGUAUUGUAUAGUAGUAGUCUCUAGUUUCGUCCCCUUGCUGCUCUCUUUUUUCACACUUAACAUCCCUGUGAACGCAUCGAAUAAUUAUUUUUUCAGACAGACUCGACGCAACUUGACAAAUGAAUGUUAAUGCGUUUAAAAGUUUGCUUCAGUUUGAAAUAUUCAAAAAAACUUGACAAAGAAUGAGGUGAACGAUCCCAUCAUUCUAUAUGCUCUGAUUUCUGAUGGUCUAGCCCAUUUCCCAUUUUAUCUUCCACUCGCUAUAACCUCAUUUAUUUGCUUUCCUGCUUAGACCAGAACUUUUUAGCGCGGUUUUUAUCAUUUCGUUGUCCAUGACGUCAGUAAUUUUGGAAUCUGCGUAUAGAAAUUAAAAUGCAACGGGAUUUAGAGACUUUACGUUUUAAUAAUUGUAAGUAAAGUUGACCUCAACGUAUCUCCUAAAUAUUAGUGUUCCUUUCACAUAAUCGUGCUGUAAACAUUUGUAUAAAGUAUUAUUUCUUGUACAAUACCCCCAAAUCGGAUAAUGAGUUUAAUUUUUUUCUGUUUUCAAUUUUAUUUAUUUAAACGUCAAAUAAGAUUCUUUCGAUGAAUUAUUGUAAAGCUAUUAUUUGAACUCCUGCCUCGAACGACGUGUUGAUUGGGUCGCGUGCACUUUUAAAAGUGCUUGAAGAUCUGCAGGUUUCCGUUCGUUGCAAUAUUACAUUUUCACAGUAUUUUUAGCAGUUUUAAUCUCCCAGUAAUACGAUAAUUUUUUUCAUAUUUUCCUGAGCUCAGACCAUUAGUUUUCGAGUCCCCCGACGUUUUUCAAUUAAAAUUGGCGAAGAGCUGCGUGCACGUAGUUUGUACUAUCUGAUUCCCAGCUAAUUUGCAGUUGCUUCAAAAGUUUAGCUGAAACUGCAUUUCAAGACAAUCGUGAACCGUGUCGAGUAUUAAUUCAAAAAAUCUCGAUGUCCUGAAUGUCGAAGGUGCUUAUCCAUUUGUCCCUCACUUUGGUAAAUGUUGUUUCUACAAAUAACUACAUUUUGUAUCCUUUUUAUUUAUCAAGCCUCGAAUAAUUUCGAGGAGAAAAAGUUGUACGACGCUUUGCAAACGUUUCUAGGGUAAGUCGAAGGGUCAGUGUUUAUUUUUCGCGCACGUGUUAUUUCGUCCAUUCGUGUGGACUCGAGCGACGUACUCGUGAGACAUUUGCAACGUAAUUUGUAAUUAAUUUUAUUAGUUUGGAGGAUGCUGGCUCCAUUGUGAUCGACGAUCACGUAUAGGCUGAUGUUUUCUGAAUUUCCAUUCCCAACAAUGUUCCGCUGAUCGUAAUUCGUUCGCGGUUUAAAUGUUUGACACAUUGGACAAAAAGACCUCUGAAGGACCAACUAUUCGUAUUUUUUUUUGCAUGAUAAACUUCUUGUGUAUAAAUCGUACAUGCUCUCAAUGAGAAUUCUCUAAUGAUAUCGAGCUUGUGAAAAUCAAAUUUUUUUCACCACAUCGACCGAGUUUCCAGUUUCGAAUUUCUUUUUUUUACAGUUUUUUUUUUCAUUAUGCAUUUUGAUGCACAAAAAUAAAAGAAUUUCGAGGAGUCUCGAAGUCUCUCGGUGUGGCUGGAAAAUUUGAUUUUUACCGUCUCAGAGUGAUAUUUAACUAAAUCCUUUUUUUUUGUAUAGUAAAGCUUGUGUAUACAAUAAUAUAUUAUGGAUAUGUAAUACUAUUAUAUGGAUUUUUAUCCCGUCGUAGAGUGUUGUGUUUUGUACAAUAAAAUAUGAUUAUUAAGUA